Linum trigynum is the source of this 10697-nucleotide messenger RNA. The record is from the annotation of a GenBank genome assembly. NCBI's taxonomy places the organism in Eukaryota, Viridiplantae, Streptophyta, Magnoliopsida, Malpighiales, Linaceae.
UUCUUUCCAAUUCUCAUCAUCAUUUUCCAUUUCCCCACCGAGAGUAAACGGAGAAGCAGAGCAUCAGGCAGAGCUCCGGGGAAAAAGUUCGGUAGCUCGAUUCUUGAGCAUAAGUGAUCCAAAAAUCCCGUAAGUAAUGCCUAAUUCAUCUAUUCAUCGUAAUUUAUCGAUUUAGAGCUUUAAAACAAGUUUUUGGUUCAGAAAUUUCUUGAAUUCCCGAUAAGCCAAAUUAGGGUUUCGGAGUAUCCGGAAGCCGGAUUGAGCCCAAAUUUCAUUUACGAGCUUCCUGCAGCGAGAUAAUCAAUCCUCUAGUUCUAAUCCCUGAAUUUCGGCUAUUAUUUAGGCCGGGGUCCAAACCGCUGAAUUUAGCUCCGGCCAGGGUUUGAUGUGUUUUUAUCGAGAAUUUGACACGGAGCCUAGAACUAAUAUUGACGGGGAUACUGCAGGGGAUAUUAGGACGGUCUCGGAUUUUAAUUCGGGGUUCGUUCGUGAAAUUGACGUUUUAGUACGGGAAGGUUAAACCGGUGUUUGAACGACCAGAACUGGUGAGGGAUUAGCACGGCAUACCGGGUUUGUCGUAUCACGAUAAUUAUAUUGAUGCUUAGAAUUGACCUAGGUGAACUAGAAUGGCAUGAUUAGGGGUGUAUGAACUUUUGUGCUAUAUGUUGAACCCUGGACUGCUGUAUGAUAUUAUUGACUUGUCCUAAUCGAUAUGGACCUUGUUUAUGCUGAUGAUUGCAUACAUGUUGCCAUUUGUGGCUUAACUGUUUAUAUGACUUCAUGGUUGUUCGAUCAGGUGUUUUGACAUGAUGUGAUAUUGUGGUUCUAUUUGGAUUCACAAGUGGGGGAAAUAAACUUCCCAGGUUGAUAUUAUGAUUUUUAAGGAGGAUGACUUGCACGAGGGUUUAUCCCGAGGAAGUGCAAUUAUACGACUCCUGGUUUACCUAUGUUGAGCCAAUUAUGGGCAGGUCAAGUACAUGUGCAAGUAACGAAUUGUGAUUAAGCAAGAUGAGAUAUGAAUCAUGUACAAGGAUACCAAAUAUGAGUGUUGUGGUCUCACGGUCAACUACAUAGUAAUUAGGGCUCCCUAUGCUAUUACUCUAUUAUGAUAUGUAUGAUAGUCACACCUCUCAUGUGGUGGUGACUGAAGAAUUCUUAUGAGAUAUGACCACACCCAGAGCGGUGUUGGGGUAUGACUACACCCAUAGUGGUGUGGGGUAUGUAUGACCACAUCCGACGGGAUGUUGGGGUAUGUAUGACUACAUCCGACGGGAUGUGGGGUAUGUUUCCCGGGAGAGUUAUUAGCAUGGGAGUAGCCAGGCACCUAUAAGUAAAACAUGAUAAGAUGCAUAUGCAUAAGUCAAGGUGGUUGAGUCUUUUGCCUAUUGGGAUGUCAGAGAGCUGAGAUCUGAUCCUAGUGCUUUGGCUUGUUUGCUAGAUGUAUGGUAGUGGUAUGCUAUGUUAUGAACUCAUGAUGCUAUGAUUAUCUCACUCAGCUAUGAGCUGACCCUCUUUUAUUCUUCUUCUCUGCUUAUGCCAUGUGUAAGCAGAUCAUCAGCAGCAGUAGAUAGGUGUAUAGGUGGGAGCUGAGCAAGAGUUGAAGGCAAGAUGAGGUAUGGUCUUCAACUAUUCUGUGCUUGGACUACUACUCGGGAUUUUGGCCAGUGAUCCACACCUUUUUGUAAAAAUGUUUUGAGAACGUUUUUCAUGUGCAUACUAGCUUCUGAUGUAGUGUGAGAUAUCCACAGGUGUUGAAAGUUGAUGAUAUGUGUAUAUUUUUGUAAUUAUGUAAGUUGUGACGAUUGUGGCUUGUAUCAGUAUAGUAUGCAGUUGUGUAGUAUGAAACUGUGACUAUGACUAUGAAAGCCAAUGCUUAUGGUUGUGAGUAUAUAUGUUUGUGAUGAUUUAUUUUGCAGGAUAAGUUGCAAGAACUGUUAGCACAUUACGCGAGUAAUUCAUGUCGCAAUUUUAUUUGGGUAAAUUUUGAUAAUUAAUGUAACACCCGAGAUUAAUUCCGCUGCAAUUGUAUGAACAAUAUGAUUAGGCAAAACGUAUAGGGUAGGGUGUUAUAGUUUGGUAUCAGAGCCCGGUUCCCUCUUUUUGCUGUUAUGGCGUACUAUACCCUAUGGGAGGUUAAACACUCCUAAGGAGGGGAGUACCCCAUAAUGACUUAAACUGGGAAUUGAGUUUGACAUGAUUAUGUGUAUUGGUAUGUUGGAUGAAAUUAUCUGCAUCAUGGUUUUCAAAAUUGAGCUUUGAACUUCUAUGUUUUCAAGUAAUUAUUUUGGAAAAAUUUCGUUUUAACCAAGUGAGAGAUUUGGUGAAGAAUGAAUUUUGUGUGGAUCAAUCUAAGGCCAAUAUUUCCUUGUAGCUCACACGGAAGUUGUCAUAAUGUUCCUACUGACCAGUCGAGAGGAGUGGGGGCGGUUGAUGCAAGAUCGCCAGUAUUAGAUUAUGCAAAGAUGAAGAGUUUGGGUGGUAGGGACUUUAAAGGAGAUGUGAGUCCGGAUGCUGUGGUAGAGUGGUUGAGGGAGAUGGAAGAUGUGUUUGAAUAUCUUUAUGCAACCCCAGAGGAAAAAGUGCAAUAUGUUGUUUUUCUCUUAAAGGGGUACGCGAGGAGCUGGUGGUCCUCAGUCUCUAGAGUUAAUGGUGAACGAGUUCAGUUCACCUGGGAGGAGUUCCUGAAGGCCUUUAAGACAGAGUUUCUUCCCGAAGCUUUUAUCAGGGCAAAGAACAAUGAAUUUGCCAACCUUAAGCAGGAGAAUAUGACAGUUACCGAGUACACCAUCAAGUUUGUUCAACUGCUUUACUUUGAGGAUGGGUUGGCGGAUACUGAGCAUAAGAAGAAAAUGAGAUACUUGCAUGGUCUGCGCAUAGGAUUGAAAGAAAAGAUCCACAGGGUUGAUGAAGAGAGCAUGGCCACAAUCAAGGAGGCAGCACUUAAGUAUGAAGCCUAUGAAGUUGAGAGCCGAGAGGAACACAAGGCCAAAGAAGAGGAGAAGAAGAGGAAGUUUGGAGUAAAUUAUGCUGGACCUCGUUACCCACCCAGGAGAGGUCCUAGCAGUUUUGGGAGAACACCGAGUCAAUCUAUGUCAGGAACAUCAUACAGGGCACCAAUUUCCUCAGCUACACAAUUUCCAUUUUGUCAAGUUUUUCAGAAGAGGCAUCUUGGAGAGUGUAGGAGAUUUUCUGGUGUAUGCUUUCACUGUGGCCAACCUGGGCACAUCAUGAGGGAUUGCCCGCAUGCGAGAGAAGUAAGAGCUACACAGUCCGAGCCUUCAGUGCAAAUGAGUAGAGCCCCAUUCAGGGGUGGUUACCAGGGAGGCCGUAGUGGAUUUCAGAGUGGUCGUGGUGGUUCACAGGGUGGUAGAGGUGGUGGUCGAAAUCGGCCAUCAGGAAGUGGUACACAGGGUACCAGAGCACAGGGAGCACCGAGGGUUUAUGCAAUGACUCGAGGUGAGGCAGAAGUGGCACCAGAAGUUGUGACUGGUAUGCUUUCUAUCCUUGGCAAGCAAUUAUAUGCUUUGAUAGAUACUGGUUCCUCUCACUCAUUCAUGUCAUAUACGUUUGCACAUAUGCUACGCUUAGUUCCAGAUAAGCUAGGUUAUACCUUAUGUGUUAAAACACCUGUGGGAGAUACCUUGAAGGUAGACUCAGUUAUUAGAAGUUCCUUCAUUUGUGUGGAAGGAGCUUUCCUGGCAGCAGAUUUAAUUCUGCUACCUUUUGAUGAAUUUGAUGUCAUCCUUGGAAUGGACUUUCUAGCAACACAUGGAGCUGCUGUGGAUUGUCAAAAGAAAGAAGUGUUAUUCAACACACCAGAUAAAGGUCCUGUUGUAUUUCGAGGCAUUAAGAAAAAGGAGACUCUUGGUUUUCUUUCUGCCUUGGAAGCUUUUCGAUUAGUGAAGGAAGGUUGUGAAGCCUUUCUUGCUCAAGUUACUGUAGUAAAUGAUAAGAAGGUUGAGGAUGUAGAGGUGGUAAGGGAGUUUCCUGAUGUAUUCCCCGAAGAACUUCCCGGCCUUCCACCAGAAAGGGAAGUAGAGUUUGAUAUUGAAUUGGUACCUGGCACAACACCAAUUUCAAUGGCACCAUAUAGAAUGGCACCAAUUGAGCUGAAGGAGCUUAAAGAACAAUUGCAAGAAUUGCUAGACAAGGGGUUUAUUCGACCUAGCAUCUCACCUUGGGGUGCACCGGUUUUGUUUGUCAAGAAGAAAGAUGGCUCCAUGAGAAUGUGCAUUGACUACCGGAGGUUGAAUAAAGCAACAGUGAAAAACCGUUAUCCCCUUCCAAGAAUAGAUGAUUUGUUUGAUCAAUUGCAGGGUGCAUCAGUCUUUUCUAAGAUUGAUUUGAGAUCUGGAUACCAUCAAUUGAAAGUGGCAGAUGGAGCAACCUCAAAGACAGCUUUUAGAACAAGAUAUGGGCAUUAUGAGUUCCUGGUAAUGCCUUUUGGACUCACUAAUGCACCAGCGGUAUUUAUGGCUCUAAUGAACAGAGUUUUCCAUGAAUAUCUUGAUAAGUUUGUGAUUGUGUUCAUAGAUGAUAUUCUCAUCUAUUCUAAAAGCGAGGAGGAGCACAAAACUCACCUUAGAAUUGUGUUGCAAAUUCUAAGGGAGAAACAAUUAUAUGCAAAAUUCUCAAAAUGUGAGUUUUGGCUGAAUGAGGUAAUAUUUCUGGGACAUGUAAUUUCUGGAAGAGGUGUCGAGGUGGAUCCGAAAAAGGUGGAAGCAGUGGUGAGUUGGGCUCCACCAAAAGAUGUGUCUGAGUUGAGAAGUUUUCUUGGCAUGGCGGGUUACUAUCGGCGGUUUGUCGAAGGAUUUUCUAAAAUUGCUGCACCAUUGACUAAAUUGUUGAGGAAGAAUACCAAGUAUGUUUGGGAUGAAUCAUGUCAAAAGAGUUUUGAUGAACUGAAGAAGAAAUUGACCACAGCACCAGUACUGGCUUUACCUUCAAACCAUGGAGAGUUCGUGGUGUAUAGUGAUGCCUCGUAUCAAGGAUUGGGUUGUGUGUUAAUGCAAGAUGGAAGAGUUAUCGCAUAUGCCUCUAGGAAAUUGCGUCCUCAUGAAGUAAAUUAUCCCACUCAUGACUUAGAAUUGGCAGCGGUGGUAUUUGCUCUCAAGAUUUGGCGACAUUAUUUGUAUGGUGAGACUUUUAAAAUCCUAACUGAUCACAAAAGCUUGAAGUAUAUUAUGGAUCAGAAGGAUUUAAAUAGUCGCCAGAGGAGAUGGAUAGAGUUGUUGAAAGAUUAUGAUUGUACCAUUGAUUACCAUCCAGGUAAAGCUAAUGUAGUUGCGGAUGCCCUAAGCAGAAAGGGGAAGAAGAAUAUAAAUGAUCUGGUUGAUUUGAGGGCAAUGAAUGUGGAUUUGGAAGUGGAUGGUGUGACAGGGUUACUAGCUCGGUUGAACAUUCGACCUUUGUUGCACGACAAAAUUCGUGAGAAGCAGAAGGAAGACCCAGAGUUGGCAAAAAUCAUUCAAGACAUUGAGGAAGGAAAAGAAAGCCCAUUUGAAAUGGUAGAUGGCAUGUUGAAGAUUAAUGGAAGAGCAUGUGUUCCUAAUGUUGAUAACUUGAGGAAAGAGAUCCUAGAUGAAGCUCAUUCUUCUGCUUAUGCUAUGCACCCAGGAGCAACUAAAAUGUAUCACACGAUCAAACCAUAUUUUUGGUGGCGUGGGAUGAAAAAGGAAGCGGCUGAACAUGUUUUCACAUGUCUGGUAUGUCAGAAAGUUAAGGCACAACAUCAAGCUCCUGUGGGAAAACUGCAGCCACUUCCAAUUCCAGAAUGGAAGUGGGAAAGAAUCACAAUGGAUUUUGUAUAUGGUCUCCCACCAUCAAGGGGAAAGGAUGCAGUAUGGGUUAUUGUGGACCGACUAACCAAAUCGGCUCACUUUUUACCCAUUAGGUGGAAACCAUCACUGGAGACUUUGUCUCAACUAUAUAUUAAGGAGAUCGUCAGAUUGCAUGGUGUGCCAAUUUCUAUUGUCUCUGAUCGAGACCCGAGCUUCACAUCUCGGUUUUGGCAAAGUUUACAUGAAUCCUUGGGAACUAAACUGCAUUUUACUUCAGCUUAUCAUCCUCAAACAGAUGGGCAGAGUGAACGAACCAUCCUAACUUUGGAGGAAUUACUUCGAUCAUGUGUAAUGCAAUGGGAGGAAUCAUGGAUUGCCCAUUUGCCCUUGAUUGAGUUUGCUUACAACAAUCAAUACCAUAGUAGUUUGGGUGUUCCACCAUAUGAAGCACUUUAUGGGAGGAAAUGUAGAACACCAUUAUGUUGGGAUGUAGAAGGAGCAAGGCAAAUCUCAGGGCCAGAGAUAGUUCAGAUCACAGUUGAUAAGGUCAAGGAAAUCAGGGAGCGUAUGAGGGUGGCUCAAGAUCGACAGAAAGUUUAUGUUGACAUGAAUAGGCGUGAAGUUCAUUUCGAAGUGGGUGAGAAAGUAUUUCUCAAAGUGUCACCAUGGAAAGGGGUGAUGAGAUUUGGUAAAAAAGGGAAACUUGCACCUCGGUAUAUUGGUCCCUAUGAAAUCACAGAGAAGAUUGGACCAGUGGCUUAUAAGUUGGCAUUGCCUCCAGAACUAUCUCAAAUCCACAAUGUAUUUCAUGUUAGUAUGCUGAAGAGGUACAAAGUGGAUCCUUCCCAUGUUAUACAACCAGAAGAGAUCGAGUUGGGUUCAGAUUUGACAUUUGAAGAGGUUCCAGUUGAGAUUGUUGAUUACCAGAUUAAGACUCUUCGCAGGAAAGAAAUUCCAAUGUUGAAGGUUGUGUGGAGAAAUCAAGAAAGUGAGAGUGCUACCUGGGAGACUGAGGCAAGUAUGCGAGAGAAGUACCCUGAGUUGGUAGCAACAUACUUUGCAGGUUAACAAUCUUGCUUAAUAAGUUAUGUUUUGAACUUGCUGAUGUGCUUUUGUUGUGAUAGCCCAGUAUAGGUUUUGAAACCUAAACAUGGGAACUUGAGGUGUUAUGUGUUACUUUCUAUGUUAUGAAUUGCCUAACCUAAGAGUUAGGUAAUGACUUUAUGUAUGAUAGAUCAGGUUAAGGGUAAGUAAGAGGAGUUAGAGUACGACUCAAGGUUAGAUUUCGGGGACGAAAUCUUUUAAGGAGAGGAGAAUUGUAACAUCCUGUUUCAGCUAAAAUCGUAUUUCGAUCGCUAGAAAGUUCGCGAUUUAAAAUCGAGCAUUUCGACACUAUUUCGACGAAAAUCGGAUUAUCGAUCGAUCGGAUAAGUAUACGUAUUAAUUAUAUAUAUUAUAUAAUAAAAAAAAAAUAUAUAUAUAUAUAUAUAUAAAUGCGGUCGACAUAUAAUUCCCGUCACUUUCUUUCCAAUUCUCAUCAUCAUUUUCCAUUUCCCCACCGAGAGUAAACGGAGAAGCAGAGCAUCAGGCAGAGCUCCGGGGAAAAAGUUCGGUAGCUCGAUUCUUGAGCAUAAGUGAUCCAAAAAUCCCGUAAGUAAUGCCUAAUUCAUCUAUUCAUCGUAAUUUAUCGAUUUAGAGCUUUAAAACAAGUUUUUGGUUCAGAAAUUUCUUGAAUUCCCGAUAAGCCAAAUUAGGGUUUCGGAGUAUCCGGAAGCCGGAUUGAGCCCAAAUUUCAUAUACGAGCUUCCUGCAGCGAGGUAAUCAAUCCUCUAGUUCUAAUCCCUGAAUUUCGGCUAUUAUUUAGGCCGGGGUCCAAACCGCUGAAUUUAGCUCCGGCCAGGGUUUGAUGUGUUUUUAUCGAGAAUUUGACACGGAGCCUAGAACUAAUAUUGACGGGGAUACUGCAGGGGAUAUUAGGACAGUCUCGGAUUUUAAUUCGGGGUUCGUUCGUGAAAUUGACGUUUUAGUACGGGAAGGUUAAACCGGUGUUUGAACGACCAGAACUGGUGAGGGAUUAGCACGGCAUACCGGGUUUGUCGUAUCACGAUAAUUAUAUUGAUGCUUAGAAUUGACCUAGGUGAACUAGAAUGGCAUGAUUAGGGGUGUAUGAACUUUUGUGCUAUAUGUUGAACCCUGGACUGCUGUAUGAUAUUAUUGACUUGUCCUAAUCGAUAUGGACCUUGUUUAUGCUGAUGAUUGCAUACAUGUUGCCAUUUGUGGCUUAACUGUUUAUAUGACUUCAUGGUUGUUCGAUCAGGUGUUUUGACAUGAUGUGAUAUUGUGGUUCUAUUUGGAUUCACAAGUGGGGGAAAUAAACUUCCCAGGUUGAUAUUAUGAUUUUUAAGGAGGAUGACUUGCACGAGGGUUUAUCCCGAGGAAGUGCAACUAUACGACUCCUGGUUUACCUAUGUUGAGCCAAUUAUGGGCAGGUCAAGUACAUGUGCAAGUAACGAAUUGUGAUUAAGCAAGAUGAGAUAUGAAUCAUGUACAAGGAUACCAAAUAUGAGUGUUGUGGUCUCACGGUCAACUACAUAGUAAUUAGGGCUCCCUAUGCUAUUACUCUAUUAUGAUAUGUAUGAUAGUCACACCUCUCAUGUGGUGGUGACUGAAGAAUUCUUAUGAGAUAUGACCACACCCAGAGCGGUGUCGGGGUAUGACUACACCCAUAGUGGUGUGGGGUAUGUAUGACCACAUCCGACGGGAUGUUGGGGUAUGUAUGACUACAUCCGACGGGAUGUGGGGUAUGUUUCCCGGGAGAGUUAUUAGCAUGGGAGUAGCCAGGCACCUAUAAGUAAAACAUGAUAAGAUGCAUAUGCAUAAGUCAAGGUGGUUGAGUCUUUUGCCUAUUGGGAUGUCAGAGAGCUGAGAUCUGAUCCUAGUGCUUUGGCUUGUUUGCUAGAUGUAUGGUAGUGGUAUGCUAUGUUAUGAACUCACGAUGCUAUGAUUAUCUCACUCAGCUAUGAGCUGACCCUCUUUUAUUCUUCUUCUCUGCUUAUGCCAUGUGUAAGCAGAUCAUCAGCAGCAGUAGAUAGGUGUAUAGGUGGGAGCUGAGCAAGAGUUGAAGGCAAGAUGAGGUAUGGUCUUCAACUAUUCUGUGCUUGGACUACUACUCGGGAUUUUGGCCAGUGAUCCACACCUUUUUGUAAAAAUGUUUUGAGAACGUUUUUCAUGUGCAUACUAGCUUCUGAUGUAGUGUGAGAUAUCCACAGGUGUGGAAAGUUGAUGAUAUGUGUAUAUUUUUGUAAUUAUUUAAGUUGUGACGAUUGUGGCUUGUAUCAGUAUAGUAUGCAGUUGUGUAGUAUGAAACUGUGACUAUGACUAUGAAAGCCAAUGCUUAUGGUUGUGAGUAUAUAUGUUUGUGAUGAUUUAUUUUGCAGGAUAAGUUGCAAGAACUGUUAGCCCAUUACGCGAGUAAUUCAUGUCGCAAUUUUAUUUGGGUAAAUUUUGAUAAUUAAUGUAACACCCGAGAUUAAUUCCGCUGCAAUUGUAUGAACAAUAUGAUUAGGCAAAACGUAUAGGGUAGGGUGUUACAGUCAUGGAUAAGUAAGUGAUAAAGAUUAUGGUUCAAAUAGGGGAUCCUUUGUUCGGCUUUUACUUUCAACGAAUCUUUGAUAUAUACAUUUUAUUGUUUUCAUAAUCGUACUAACAGUCCAAUCGAAAGAAAUGCCUAUUGGAACCCAACAUGAUUGGUGAUUUUAGUGGUGUGAAACAGUUGAACUAUAUGAUUAAACCACAGUUUUAGUAUAAAAUAUCCUUUCAAUAACUUUUCCGAUACAAUCUCCACUACGAUAUUAACAUACUUGAUAUUUUAUGAGUGUGCUUCAUAUUUGAAUUUUGAGGUAGUGCAUAGGACCUCCCUCAUCCCCAUAUGUCCGCCACUGCGAGUACCUAUAGUCAUUAGAGGAAAUGAGGUGGCAAUUAGGGGUGGGCAAUGGGUUGGUCCAAACUGGACCACACCGGAUCGAAUCGAUAUUUGAAUCGGACCACACCGAAUCGAAUAUAAUAUGGUCUGAUCCUUGGUCCCAUUAAUUUUAUAAAUACUGAAAAAAAUGGACCGAAUUUACAUUUGGACCAGACCAAAGCGGACCAAACGGACCGAAUGCACUAUUUGUCCGGUCUAAGCUAUGUUUCACAAUUGGACUGCGAUUCUUUGAAUUUGGUCUGAUUCGGUCCGGACCGGAUCGAUGCCCACCCCUAGUGGCAAUCAAUUGAUUGAAGGAAGCAAAAAUGAUUAUUUGACUAAAAGACUGAAUCCAUGGAUUGUAUUCAUGGUAUGGGGGUCUAUGGGUCACAUGGAUUUCUGGAUCAGAUCAUGAAUCCAAAUGACAUCUAAACAUUAUAUUAAUAUGUAAAUUUUUAAAAUUUUAUGUACAAAAAUAUCGUAAUAAAUAAUUUUAGGUACCAAAAUGUAAUUUUCAAUGAUAUUUUUCAUCAAUACAAUUUUAGGUACCAGAUUAUAAAAUAUAUAAAUUAUAGUACUAAAUUAAGCGGAUGGACUAGAUUGGAUUGGUACAUUGUAUAUAAAAUUGCAACCUAUAAUGGUGAAGCCAUAUUCUUGACAAAUUAUAGUACUAUAUCACAACGGAUAACAAUUAAAUUCACAAAAACACUACUAUCAACCCCAAAUUUAUAUUUAUCGAAAAAAUGACAAAUAAUUAGAGGAGAGAGAACAUUUAUUUUAAUAUAUUUAUUAUUUAUAAUUUUGUGAAAUACCGAAUAAACCCUUCAUUACUAACUACCGUCAGAUUUAACUUAAAAAAUGGAUGGUGAUUAGAGUAGUUAGCACUCUAACCUCUCACAAAUAAUUGGAGAAGGAGAGACAAAAAAUGUGGGACAAAAUAAAUGAGAGGGUGAUUU